This is a messenger RNA of Stegodyphus dumicola, 758 nucleotides long. RefSeq lists its product as uncharacterized. The record is from RefSeq and is a predicted model, not a curated record. Lineage: Eukaryota; Metazoa; Arthropoda; Arachnida; Araneae; Eresidae.
AAUGUUGGGUGGGUCUAAUAUUUCUCGGAAAUAAAAGCUCGUUUUCAUACUACGUUAAGUGCCUUAACGUUUAUUUCUAAGCAAAAGGCAACGUAACUGACACCUAUAUAUAAAGAGCGAUCCGAUGCAAGAAACAAAUCAAUUUAAUACAACCUCACAGUUGGAUACUUUUGACAACAGAGAAGUUGGCUGAAAAGAUGAUUUCUUUAGUGUGCUUGGUUUACCUGAUUGGCGUUUCACUUUUUGUGAGUACAACUGAAGCAAUAGGUAUCGGUGAAAUAGGAGGACAUGGAUUUGGCGGCCAUGGGAUUGGUUCUUCUGGUUUAGCUGAAGGUGACCGGGCAGGUUCUGGUUACGGCGGGCGUAAAGGUGGAGUCUCUUCUAAGGGCUACGAUCGUGGUUUCAAUUAUGGAACUGGACACGAUACGGGAAAAGCCAUCAGCAUUGGAGAUGAAGAACAUGGAGGAAAAGGUUACGGUGACAAGGAACUGGUCGGCUACGGACUCGGUGGAAAGGGUUAUGGCGGCUUAGGAUAUGGAGGAAUCCUUGGACCCGUUGCCUUCUUCCGAUAGAAGCUCAACACAGAAGCUGUUUACUAUUCCUUGAAAUUUUGAUUAGUACAAGACAUUAAAGCUGACGUAAUAAACAUAGGGAUAAAACCACACUUUUAAAUGUUUGCAAAAUACCAACUGAAUAUGUUGCCUAUUCAAAUAUUAGCGUAUUAAUAUAAAUAAAAUAUUGUUUUAGUCUGAUGUUAA